Elephantulus edwardii (Cape elephant shrew) is the source of this 1755-nucleotide messenger RNA. It is a transcript of the gene NT5DC3, whose product is annotated as 5'-nucleotidase domain containing 3. NCBI's taxonomy places the organism in Eukaryota, Metazoa, Chordata, Mammalia, Macroscelidea, Macroscelididae. The record is from RefSeq and is a predicted model, not a curated record. Bases 142 to 1632 code for a protein of 496 amino acids. The transcript has 14 exons. Gene Ontology annotation, molecular function: 5'-nucleotidase activity.
GCUGCAGCGGCGGUGACGGCCCGUGCGGCCUGGCCUAGGGCGGCGUCGGCCCUGCGGGGCUACUGCGGGACUGUGGUUCGAGGACGGCGGCACCACGUCUCCGCACGGCCCUUGUGCACAGCACCCGGAACCGCUCCUGACAUGAAGCGCUACCUGUGGGAGCGCUACCGGGAGGCGAAGAGGAGCACGGACGAUUUGGUUCCUUCAAUUAUGAACAACUUACUGAAUCCAGACGCCAUUUUCUCUAACAAUGAGAUGAGCCUGUCAGAUAUAGAAAUCUAUGGCUUUGAUUAUGAUUACACGUUGGUCUUUUAUUCCAAGCACCUCCACACACUGAUAUUUAAUGCUGCUCGAGACCUGCUCAUCAACGAACACCGGUAUCCUGCGGAAAUCCGGAAGUAUGAAUAUGACCCAAAUUUUGCAAUUCGUGGACUUCACUAUGAUGUACAGCGGGCAAUCCUGAUGAAGAUUGAUGCUUUUCAUUACAUCCAGCUGGGAACUGUCUACAGAGGUCUCAGCGUUGUCCCUGAUGAGGAAGUCAUUGAAAUGUACGAAGGAUCCCAUGUGCCCUUGGAACAGAUGAGUGACUUUUAUGGGAAGAGUUCUCACGGCCACACCAUGAAGCAGUUCAUGGACAUCUUCUCCCUGCCGGAGAUGACCCUCCUGUCCUGCGUGAAUGAAUACUUCCUGAAACACAACAUCGACUAUGAGCCUGUCCACCUCUACAAAGAUGUCAAGGAUUCAAUUCGCGAUGUCCACAUCAAAGGAAUAAUGUACAGAGCAAUCGAAGCAGAUAUCGAAAAAUACAUCUGCUACGCCGAGCAGACGCGCGCAGUGUUGGCCAAACUGGCAGAUCAUGGCAAGAAGAUGUUCCUCAUUACCAACAGCCCCAGCAGCUUUGUGGACAAGGGGAUGCGGUAUAUUGUUGGAAAAGACUGGAGGGACCUGUUUGACGUGGUCAUCGUUCAGGCUGAGAAGCCAAACUUCUUUAAUGAUAAGCGGAGACCUUUCCGAAAGGUGAACGAGAAAGGAGUCUUACUUUGGGAUAAGAUCCACAAGUUGCAGAAAGGCCAGAUUUACAAGCAGGGCAAUUUAUAUGAAUUUCUGAAGCUUACUGGAUGGAGGGGAUCCAAAGUGCUUUAUUUUGGUGACCACAUAUACAGCGACCUGGCAGAUUUGACCCUAAAGCAUGGCUGGCGGACUGGGGCAAUUAUCCCAGAAUUAAGAUCCGAGCUCAAGAUCAUGAACACGGAGCAGUAUAUUCAGACCAUGACCUGGCUGCAGACCUUGACCGGGCUCCUGGAGCAGAUGCAGGUGCACAGAGACGCAGAGGCGCAGGUGGUUCUGCAGGAGUGGAAGAAGGAGCGGAAGGAGAUGAGAGAAAUGACCAAAAGUUUCUUCAAUGCCCAGUUCGGAAGCUUGUUCCGCACCGACCAGAACCCGACCUACUUCCUGCGGCGCCUGUCGCGGUUUGCUGACAUCUACAUGGCCUCCCUGAGCUGUCUCCUGAACUACGACGUCCACCACACCUUCUACCCCAGGAGGACUCCCCUGCAGCACGAGCUCCCCGCGUGGUCAGACAGCCCCUCCGCCUUCCGAAUCCCCCUCCUGCAGGAGGCGCAGGCCAAGUGACGGAGCGCCCACCCGUGGGAAAAGCCAGAAGCUGCGGCCCGGAGUGUGUGGACACCAUAGGGUGGUCUUUGUGUGGGCAUGAGCUGCUUACUGAGAAGAUACUGUUGGGAUUCUGGAUAUUUA